Molecule: messenger RNA, 1149 nt
Organism: Maudiozyma barnettii
Lineage: Eukaryota; Fungi; Ascomycota; Saccharomycetes; Saccharomycetales; Saccharomycetaceae
Gene: MAP1
Product: methionine aminopeptidase MAP1
Exons: 1
Coding region: 1-1149 (382 amino acids)
Biological process (GO): proteolysis
Molecular function (GO): metalloaminopeptidase activity
Source: RefSeq, a predicted model, not a curated record
AUGAGUGAUAGUGCUGUUGAGAAAGUUUACUGUGCUGGUUUGCAAUGUGGUAAAGAGACCGAAUCGCAACUGAAGUGUCCUAUCUGUCUGAAGAAUGGGAUUGUAUCAGUCUUCUGUGAUGAAGUCUGUUACAAGAAUAAUUACAAGUCCCACAAGGCUCUACAUUUCAAAGAAGGUGAUGAGACUGGUGAAGUGGCAUACAACCCAUUCCCAAAGUUCAAGUUCGGCGGUGACGUGAGACCUAAUUACCCUUUAACCCCAAAGAGAUAUGUUCCUGAAAAUAUUGAAAAACCAGACUGGUCGCAGGAUGGUCUUCCAGUUGACGAACAAAAGAAUGAUAGAACUAACGAGAUCCCAGUUUACACUAAGGAAGAGAUCAAAAAGAUCAGAAAGGCAUGCGUAUUGGGUAGAGAAGUUCUAGAUAUUGCUGCCGCUGCUGUUAAGCCAGGUGUCACCACUGACGAAAUUGACAAGAUCGUUCACGAAGAAACCAUUAAACGUAAUUGUUAUCCAUCUCCAUUGAAUUACUAUAACUUCCCUAAGUCUGUAUGUACUUCUAUAAAUGAGGUGAUUUGUCAUGGUAUUCCAGAUAAGACUGUACUAAAGGAAGGUGAUAUCGUCAAUCUAGAUGUGUCUCUAUAUUAUCAAGGCUUCCAUGCCGAUUUGAACGAGACUUACUAUGUUAUAGGUGAUGAUGAAUCCAAGUUAUCCAAGGAGGCUAUUAACACUGUUGAAACCGCUAGAGAAUGUCUGAAGAUCGCUAUCAAGCAAUGUAAACCAGGAACAACAUUCCAAGAAUUAGGUGAUUACAUCGAGAAACAUGCAUCUGAGAACAAAUGUUCCGUAGUCAAGACUUAUUGUGGUCAUGGUGUUGGUAAAUACUUCCAUUGUGCCCCAAGUGUGCCCCACUACAAGGGUAACAGAACCGCUGGUGUCAUGAAACCAGGUAUGAUCUUCACUAUCGAACCUAUGAUUAAUGAAGGUACUUGGAAGGAUGCCACUUGGCCAGAUGACUGGACAUCUACCACUCAAGAUGGUAAGAGAUCUGCCCAAUUCGAACAUACAUUGAUGGUCACUGAACAUGGUGUCGAGAUCUUAUCCGCUAGAAACAAGAAGUCUCCAGGUGGUCCAAGACAAAGAAUCAAAUAA